Aedes aegypti (yellow fever mosquito) is the source of this 2051-nucleotide messenger RNA. Its product is annotated as cytochrome P450 6d3. NCBI's taxonomy places the organism in Eukaryota, Metazoa, Arthropoda, Insecta, Diptera, Culicidae. Gene Ontology annotation, molecular function: monooxygenase activity; iron ion binding; heme binding. The transcript is spliced from 2 exons. The coding region runs from base 59 to 1531 and encodes 490 amino acids. The record is from RefSeq and is a predicted model, not a curated record.
AGAAACGGCAGUCUAUCUUAGUUUGUGGUCUUCACUCUUCGGCAGCAAAGAGUUCAAAAUGUUCAUCUACACCUUCGCACUCUUCUGGUUGGCAGUAGCGUUUGCCAUCCGCUACAUCUACUCGUACUGGGAUCGGAAUGGAUUGCCGAGCAUCAAACCGCACAUCCCUUACGGCAACCUGAAAGCCGUGGCCAACAGGACGGAAUCUUUCGGAGUUGCCACAUGUGACCUCUACUGGAAGUCCAAGGAUCGACUGGUGGGAAUCUAUCUGUUCUUUCGGCCGGCUGUGCUGAUUCGAGAUGCGCACUUAGCACAGCAAAUAAUGACGACGGACUUCAGCCAUUUUCACGACCGUGGCGUUUUCUGCAACGAAGAAGUCGAUCCUUUCUCUGCGAAUCUGUUCGCUCUUGCUGGGAAGCGUUGGCGCAAUCUGAGGAACAAGUUUACCCCACUGUUCACCGCCGGACAACUUCGCUGCAUGAUGCCUAUCAUUCUAAGCGUUGGACACAAGCUGCAGAAUGUCCUCGAGCCAGCUGCCAAAAAACAGGAAGUGUUGGAAAUUCGCGAAUUGGUGUCACGAUGUGUGUUGGACAUAAUUGCUUCGGUAUUUUUCGGUUUCGAAGCAAACUGUAUUAAUGAUCCGAACGAUGCGUUCAUCCAAAAUCUGCGCGAACUUCAGUAUGACGGAUUUUUUAACAAUCUUCGCGCUGCUGCAUCGUUUAUCUGUCCUGAACUAUUGAAGUUAACGCGAAUUUCAUCGUUGAGCCCUGAGAUGAUCCGAUUCGUAACGGACAUUGUAACGAAGCAAAUUGAGCACCGUGAAAAGAACAAGGUUACCCGAAAAGAUUUCAUUCAACUGCUUAUCGAUCUUCGUCGAGAGGAUACCAACAAUAACGAAGCAGCUUUGGGUUUCGAAGAGUGCGCAGCAAACGUAUUCUUGUUUUAUGUAGCUGGUUCGGACACAUCCACAAGUGCCGUCGCAUUCACACUGCACGAGCUGACCCAAAAUGCGGAAACCAUGGGAAAACUACAGACGGAAAUCGAUGAAAUGUUGGUGAAAACUAGUGGCGAACUGACUUAUGAUGGAAUUAAGGAGAUGUCCUACCUAGACUUGUGUGUCAAGGAAACCCUUCGAAAGUAUCCAGGCCUCGCAAUUUUGAAUCGUGAAUGCACCAAAAGCUAUGCCGUUCCCAACUCGGACAUCUUACUCAAGAAGGGAACUCAGGUUGUGAUCCCAUUGCUGGCGUACGGUAUGGAUGAAAAAUAUUUCCCAGAACCGGACCGAUAUCUUCCAGAGAGGUUUGACAAAUCUACGAAAAACUACGACGAAAAGGCAUUCUAUCCAUUCGGAGAAGGUCCUCGGAAUUGUAUAGCUUUCAGAAUGGGCGUAAUGGUUUCCAAGAUUUGUUUGGUUUUGCUUCUGUCCCGAUUCAACUUUGAAGCCACCCGAGGUCCGAAAAUCGACUUCACUCCUUCAACAGUGGCCCUGCUACCCAAGGGUGGCAUUCCGGUGAAGAUAUCGAUUCGCUGAAUAGAGAACUUGUGCGAAGACAAUAUGGGACUUCAUUGGCAUCGAGGCUUUGUGGGCUCCUCCAUUUGUUAUUUUGAAGUAAUAUAACUUAGUUUCUAGCAUAUAUUUUGCGAACUUACAGUCAAUAUUCAGGGGUAGGAGUUGCUGAUGUUCUACUACUUCGAAAUUGUGAGAGGCAUAGGUAUGCACGAAUGCAAUAUGACGCGAACAACUUCGAUGACGCAUUAACAGGUUUUUCCAACCUAAGCAAAAAUACAAAAACAAAUGUUUUCAUUAAAAAAGAACUUAGGAGAUUUCAUUUAUGACGGUAUUUAUAUAUAUAAUAAUAAAUGGACAAGCUUUCAGGUCUUCUGCACACGUCGAUAAAAUAAUGUUAAUAUAAAGCGUAGCAGAUGCACAUAAAAGAAGCGACCCGUUAGACUAAAAUGUACGCCUGUUCUUAAAUUCAUAUGAUUACAGAUAUUUAAAAAAUACACGUCAAUAGACAAUAAAAAUGGACAAUAAAAAUAAAUAACUUUUA